Molecule: messenger RNA, 1312 nt
Organism: Arabidopsis arenosa
Lineage: Eukaryota; Viridiplantae; Streptophyta; Magnoliopsida; Brassicales; Brassicaceae
Source: the annotation of a GenBank genome assembly
AAAAAAAAAAAGACUCACCUUUCAUUUUCUUCUCUUGUAAACCUCAUAGUGUCGACAUGGGUUAUUGCCAAGACGACCAACUCGUAAACAAGAUCUGUGAUCUAUACGAAAAGAUCUCGAAGCUCGAGACGCUAAAGCCUUGUACAGAUGUCGACACUCUCUUCAAGCAGCUCGUGUCCACAUGCAUACCACCAAACCCUAACAUCGACGUCACCAAAAUGUCUGAAAACAUCCAAGAGAUGAGAUCAAACCUCAUCAAAAUCUGUGGUGAAGCUGAAGGUUACUUAGAGCAUCACUUUUCUUCAAUCCUAACUUCUUUUGAAGACAACCCACUUCAUCAUUUGAAUCUUUUUCCUUAUUACAACAACUAUCUCAAACUAAGCAAGCUCGAGUUCGAUCUCCUCGAACAGAACCUUAACGGUUCAGUUCCAAAGACUAUAGCUUUCAUUGGCUCUGGUCCUCUCCCUCUUACUUCUGUCGUUCUUGCCUCUUUCCAUCUCAAAGACUCGAUCUUUCACAACUUUGACAUCGACGCAUCAGCGAAUUUGGUUGCAGCUCGGUUGGUUUCGUCUGAUCCUGAUCUUUCUCAACGUAUGUUCUUCCACACCGUUGAUGUAAUGGAUGUAACCGAGAGCUUAGAGGGCUUCGACGUUGUGUUCUUGGCUGCUCUUGUUGGGAUGGAUAAAAAGGAGAAGGUUAAAGUGAUCGAGCAUCUUGAGAAACACAUGUCUCCUGGUGCUUUGCUCAUGUUAAGAAGCGCUCAUGGACCUAGAGCGUUUCUCUAUCCCAUCGUCGAGCCUUGUGAUCUCCAAGGUUUCCAAGUUUUAUCGGUUUAUCACCCAACCGAUGAAGUUAUCAACUCCAUCGUAAUCUCAAGGAAGCUCGGUGGAGAUAGUAAUGGUGUUGUUCAUGAUCAUAUAGAUCAAGCUUCGGAUCUCGGGUGUAACUGUUCCACGAUCCACGUGAUUAUGAACAAGAAGAAGAGCAUUAUCGAGGAGUUCGCAGGCGCUAAUGAAGAACAACUUACUUAGAAAAUUGCUGUUUGAUUGCAGUGUUGUUGAUCUAUCUAUGAUGUCUUUUUUUAAUUACGAAAGUGUUGGCUGUUUUUGCUACAGUCCUGUUCUUGUCUUUGUCUUCUUUGUUCUGUUUCCUAGCAUCUGAUUUGAAAUUGACAAUGACCACUUCUUUUUGGUUGGAUUCUCCAAUGUCUAUUGCAAUUUGCAAGGGGUGGUCAAGCAGAUUCUAUGAGACAGAACCGAUUAUUCUUGUGGUAAUAAAACAAAGAUAAACAUAAUAAAGAUCCCAUUACGAU